AUGGAGGCAAAGGGGAGCAGAGGUGGGGAGCCGCAGCUGCGACCACACACCAGCAUGGACGAGUCUGCGACACCGCCCACGGCGAGCAGCGUCGCGAAAGCCUCGACUGCGUCGGUCAACACAGCCACGAGCCCGCUUCAGUCGAGUGACGGCGAGGAUGACAAUAGAGCACCGAACUCGGCUGCAUUGUCGCCAGACUCCGCGUCGCCGAGCAGCUCCAUCGCCAGCAGCAGCUUCUCGAUGUUCUCGCAGAGCACGACGACUCGACGGGGCGAGGAGGGGAAAAGAGAAGAGUGCGCAGAGAGAGGCAGCGCAGCAUCGCUGGCGCCGAGCCUGACGAAGCGGUCCCGUGUGUUGUCGUCGUCACCAGCUGCGACACGCAAGAACAGCCCCGGUGAAUUCGCAGUACCAUUGGCGAGCCCGGCUCCCACGCAGCCUGAGGGGGCUCUACCCCUUCUUUCUACUGCUGCAUUAGCUGAAGUGGUUGCGGUGCCGGCUUCUGCUGCUGACCCUCUCGGUAGUACCAUAAACACCGACGUACCAAUGCACGGGGACCCGUUGUCCCCGUCGCCCACUGCUCCACAGUCGUCUGCACCCUCCCUGGUGGCUCCAGAGGAGGUGCCUACGCCUUCGGUCGGUGAUGCCGCCGAAGAGGGUUCUGCGCCUCCCGCCGCACCAGGAACACUACCGGCAAGUGCAGCCGCGGCAGUAGACGAGAGGGUUGUCGAUGCCGGCGGUGCGAAGUGCGUCACGGAAGGCGACGAGAGUGAAGGUAGUGGUGCCAGCGCAUCACACUCGCUGCACUGUGACAAUGGCGCCCCUAUGGACGGACGGGCGGAGACGUCACCAAACGUUGAACAGCCUUCUGCACUCUCGGGUGAGUGUUUGCCCGCAACGUGGACGGAGCCACCGCCGCCUCCAUCGCAUGCCUCUGCAGAUGCGGGUGUGAGGCGUAGCGAAGAGCAUUCAAAUGCCCCCAGCGGCUCUCCCCAUGCGCCGCCCUCUGCCUCGGCAUCCUUCCUUCGCGAGUCGCCGGAGGAACCGCCAAGUCUGUUGCGCAUCGCCCCGGAGGAGCAGCUUCGCCACAGUGGGGGCCUGAGUGGGACUAUUGACAGCAACAGCGACAAGAUCGAGGGGGCGGCGACUUGCGGUGAUGCGGGUGGUGGCUGGGGCAGCCAACGCCGUCCACACCACAGCUCUGCUCACCGAAAUGGGGCGAUCGCCGAGAGGGACGAGACGCAAAACGAUGGGAGCGUGAGCGGGGAUAGCGAUGCACGCGAGGGCUCUGAGAGAUGCGGACGACUGCGCGGUAGUGGACAUCGUCGACGCACCCGAGAGCUGGACACGGAGGCCUCCCACACGUCCCCGCUGCACGCAUCCGGGAGCCAGUCGCAUCAAGAGGGUUUCCCUGCGUGGGGCCCGUUUCCGUCCCCCACUGCCGCACUCGACGCGGGGCUGACCUCCAUGGCGGGUGCUGCUGCCAAUGACGUGCCCCAGCCGCGAGCGGCACCCCAGCACCCCAGCUGUUCUUUCUCCGCGUCUACUCACGCUCACACACCCAACGUGAAAGCAAGCACAGCAGCGCCUUCACUCACCGCAGCUGAUGCACUGGCCAGCAUCCACACUAUGGGGAUCUCCUCUACGCAGGCGAGGCUGUUGCCAACCGAGCGCCGUCGCAGCUCAAGGGAGCUACUGUCGAGUGGCCGGCCGGACAUGGUCUUCCAGACCGCCGAGGACGAGAGUGAUGAGGUUGCUGCCCCUGAAGGCAAGGGGUUUCAGUCAUCCACGCGGGCGCGACAGCAGCAGGGGCAGGAAGAGCGCGCAUGUACUGAGGACGAUGUGGUUGGUAAGGCAACAGUGGUCGCCAUUACUGCCGAGGAGGCACCAGCGCCACCAUCAUUGCCGCCUGCGACGCACGUGCGAGAGGCCGCUGCUGUCGCCGUUGCACCGCUGCUUCUGCACCCCAAGGAACGCCAGGGAGACAAGCGCGCAGAGGCGCUUGCAUCCGCGUCCGCCCCACCUUUGCGGCCAACCCCAGUUGUUGCGAUGACUAGGGGUGCAAUGUCUCUUGACGGAGGGGCGUCAGCCACGGGAGCACCGGCGCUGUCGACAGCAGUGCUACCCGCUCCUGCGCACCCCUCCCCUCUUGGUUCAUCACCUUCUGCACUAGCAGUGUCGUCUCCUCCGGCACAGUCCACGACACACCACCAGCCACCGCCGCCGCCGCCGCCACCGUCCUCCUCCGCAGUAGCCACACUGGCACCCUCGUCCGCCACGGCAAAGGAAGCGGCUGCUGCCCGUGGGGGCCAUGAUGCCGACCGUGCCGUGGCCACGUCUACCUCUGCAGCUUCCGUAGAGCUGGACGCUGUACCCACCGCGCUGCACUCCGUAUCGAUCUUUCCAGCACUUCCCGUGCCUGUCGCGGCCGCUACUGCAGCCGCCGGCUCCAUUGGAGAGCCGCACAGGGAUGCGCAUCUGGCAUCUCUUCUCUGCGUUAACCGGCCCAUCUCUCUGGACCGGGCCGUCGGCGGCAGCGGGUCUGUAGAGACCGCCGGUAGCUGCACGACGUUAAAGAGCGCCGUGACGGGACAGAACCUUCCCUCGUUGGGUGGCGUGCGCGGCAGUGCGGUGCUCGGGCAGACGCCGCUGUCCAUGGCGCAGUUUGCGGAUCGCUGCACAUGGUCAGAAGAUGGGAGUCGACACGGCAGCGACGCGGACAACCGCAGCGCCAGCAGCACCGGUGAAGAGCGGGAGGGCACGGAAUCGUGGCAGUUGCACGCUGCCGCAAACUACCGCCAUGGGUACGACAGCAGCGGCAGCUUCUACUCUUACAGCUACGGCUCCUCGUUCAGCACUGGGAGCAUUACCGGCAGCACGAUUCGGGGCUUCCGCUCCUCUGUCAUCGUUAGCGCGCCGCGUCUGCAUGAUGAAGGAGAAGGGGCAGUAACCGGAGACACGGCAGAAGCCUCAGGCACGGAGGUAGUCAAGCUAGUCGAGUACGAGGAGGUCACCCCGGUUGUCCGUGGCAAGGGCGGCCUGCUGGGCUGGCUGUGCUGCGGCCGCAAGAGGGCCACGGAGGGAGUGCGCACGAGCCGCAUGGAAGUUCACCGUGUGCGCUGCACAGCAGAGUGCACCCCCAGAGAGCAUUCCAUAGGCCGUUCUGCCUUGCAUGCGGGGUGGCACAAGGACCUGCCAAGGCGCGAAGGCAGUGCGGCGUCGCCGGUGGCGACAGCUGGCGCUGUGCGAGCGAACAUCGCGACCCGCAGCGCGGACAAGGCGGUGAGGCAGGCGGGGCUCGGCGGAAUGAGAAGCGGCGGUGCCGCUGGCAGCGAAGGCAGUGGACCCCCGCAGGGACUCGGGAGCGCGACGGGGACACCACACAGCAGUGAAACGGGCACUGCUGAGAGCGGCAACAAGGGUAUGGGCGAGGCUGCAGCGUAUGCCGGUUGUAGAGGCAGCACGAGCAGCUACGCCGACGGUGAGGCGCCACUCAUAAGCCGGGCCGAUACGCUAGCUCCCUCUCACGACGGAGCUGAAGAGAUGAGGGAGGAGGACAGCGACGUUCGCAGUCAGGGCGAAGGGGCUGAGUCUGCUGCUGCUGCUGCUGAGCAGAACAGAACAUCUCCACUUGACGUCGUCGGCCAGGCCGCUUUCGGCAGCUCCGCGUCGACGUCGUUUGCGAGGCUGGAUGUGUCGGUGAGUGUGAACACCAAGGCGUCUUCCUCAGCGGACUGGUGGCCUGAGGUUGACGGUGCCAACUACUCCAGCGGCAUGGGUGUACUGGGAAGCGAUGGCGGUGUGCCGGAGGGCGACGGGUCAGCUCCCUCCGCAGCCGCAGACGCCGCCGAGGCUCCCGACCAUUACAAUCGCGCUGUUGGUUGUACCGGAGGAGGGGGCGGAGUGGAGGAGAGGGAGGAGGGUGCGGUAACCACCGCCUCCACUGCACCUCAUCCGCUGUGGACACUCUUGGCGUCCACAGCGGAGCUGCCUCGGCUGCGCGCGUGGGACGCGGAGCCGCCUGUUGCCGCGAGCCCCGGUCUUUUGCACCAGGAGCGGGAGGCGAAGCGACUCGAGGUCAAGUACAAUGAAGAGGCGGUCACAGCUGCGGAGGAGGCGCAGCAGGCUUUCCGCCAGGCGGUGCAGGAGCUGAUGGUGCACCCACCUCGACAGUGUUUCUUUGUUUCGGUGCACGGGCUGCGGCACUGGUGCUCAGCGCUGCACUGCCCUCAGCAGGCACCAAGGGCGGCUUUCGCAAACGGCGCCGCGGCCAUGUUAGCAGGGGGGUGGCCCGACGCAUGGGGCGGCAACGCGCAAGCAGGCGCUCCGAUCAUGGAGGACCCCAAGUGGAUGGCCGUGCGGCUCGCUAUAUACGUGCACGACAGCGCCGGCGAGCGUCUUGUGGCGGCUGGCUCCGUCUUUUCUCUGCCAUCAAACCUGGAGGCGCUGCGGCGUUGCCUGGGAUGCGGUGGCGGUGGUAUUGUCGAACACCCUUCGACAGGCGGCUACGGGCGCGACAGCUGGUCCGACCUGCUUGUGUUUCAGCUCCCGGAGAGCGCGUCUGAGGGCGUUGCCGAAGGCAUGCAGGAGGCGGAGGUGCGUGAUCACGACAGCAUCGUGUCCAUCACAGCAGAAGGCACAACAGGACACUGCAGCGACCGCGGUGACGGUGGUGGUGACGCACCAAGUCAUCGAGCCUCGGGAUGCGGCCUGACAGACAGCAGCCAUCUUGGCUCUCUUGGCGCUUGUAGAAUCCUGUACGUGAAGCUUGAGGAGCGGGGCGAGCGCUGGGUAUCUCUGGGCGAUGCGUGCGUCUGUGCGGCGGCGACGCGGCCAAGCGAGGCGGCGUCUUGCGGAACGCGCGCAGACUCAUCUGUCGCGGAUGCGCAGCCGGCUACUUCUGCAGCCACCACCGGCACCAUAGGGGGUGGGGCUGGGGGCCUCGUGACAUCGUCCCAACAGGACGAGGAGGACACGCCCCCGUCAAGCGUGGGACGGCCGGCGGGGCCGUUGUCGCCGUCCUCAUCCUUGCCACUCGCAGGAGAAGCAGCGCUGCCCUCUUUCUCCGCUAGGGAGGCCGAAGCGGGCUGUGACGGUACGCGCCAUGCCAUUGGGGCCACAGCAGAGACGGACAGCGUGCACGUUCGAGCAUCGGACGACGGUGGUGGCGACGAGUGUGCCCCGGCGACAGGGACGCGACUUGAGGAGUGCUGGCGGCCCUUGGCAGUCUCACCGCCACUUUUACCGGCAGAUUUGUGCCAGCUCCAGUCGAAUCAACCACCGCUGCUCACCGCACUCGGAACCACGGCAGAGGCAGCAGCGAGCGCUGUCGCAUGUCCUGGGCAGCCCUUGCCGCAGCUAUCCUGUCGCCUGCGCUGGGCGCAGGAGCCGCGGCCCCGAUCUACAGCUGCGCCGGAGCCCGUUCCACAAGUACCAUCUGCUGAACAGGGUCUGUCAGCUUGGGCAUCGUUGGGGACCGCCAUCACGGAGUAUGAGCGUGUGUGCCGCUGCGCUUUCACCGGUGCCGUGUCGGCCCUCACAGCGGAGAGCCACACGCCGUCCCGACCGCUGACAGUGCUGUGGAACACAAUCCCGUCGCACCUGGCCGCAGAAAAUGAAAAGCCGCAAGAGGUGCGGACGGCGAGUGUCGCCACUGCUCCUCUGCAGCGCUGGUGCGGCGGGGAGUUGGCGCCGAGAGGGCACGCGAUGGAGGCACUGAUAGUGUGCUCUGUGGUGGUGAGGGGUGCCGCUGCGAUCCUCUUCGCCCACGAGUUGGCCGAUACGCCAGAGAGCCGCUAUUGCCCACCAACGUCGAUUUCGGUCACUGGUGGCUGUGAUGGUGUGGUAGUCGAGGGGGCCGCCGCUGUAGGAGCUGACGGCGCGCACGGCACACCUGUCGCACAUCGCGCCCCUGUCAUGCAGUACAACAUUAGCUUUCACGCAGUCCUCACGCGUGACACAGCUUCGUCGCUUCUCUUCACAGUGCACGGCGCCGCAUCGCCAGCGGACGUGUUCGGCUUUGCCGUGUGGACCCCGUUCGACGCCGCCUCUGCGGCGCAUGUGCAGAGCCGCCACCGCCAUGGUGAAGACGCCGGCGUCGGCGGCGUGGCGGAUGUGUGGCUUCCCCUUUUCGCCCCUGCCAGUGCUGACGCCGCACCACCGGCGACGACACCGGCGCAGCAGCGGAAGGCUUCGUCGUCCGGCAUCUCUUCUGCCACGCUAUCAAGCACCAACAAGGGCCAGAAGCGUAGCGCGACCGGCCUGCUGCUCGUUGGUUGGCUUCACUGCGACAUAGAAGCCGUGUUCUUGCCCUCGCUGGCCGAGGCGGCGGUGCAGCAGCUGUGGAACGGGCCGCAGCACAGCCUCUCCUCCCUCGCCGCGGAGGCCGGAGGAGAGUCGGGGCACGGCGGGUGCUGCAUGGGUCAUGGCAUCAGUGUUGACGACGACACCUUGGUGGACUUCAGCGUGAUGGAGGGAGUCGGCCUGCGGCCCUUGGCCACGGAGCUCGGCAUGCCACUCUCGCCGACACCGCUGCGCUGGGACGACUCUGCGACUUGGGGGAACAAUGGCACUUGUGCGCACGUGUACUGCGAGGUACUGGCUUUGCAGCAGCAGCGGCAACAGGGGACCAGCCACCAAGUCCCAGGGUGGGUGCCCCACGCGGCUGACGUCUUCGCCCUCGCGUCGUCGUCAUCGACGGCGGGAGCCGCCAUGCACAGGCCCCACAGCUCCGGCUAUCGCCUCAGAGCCGCGGCGCGCAAUGACUUCCCUGCCAUGAGCUUCUCUUCAGAGUCGGAUGGGCAGGGCCGGGUCGCGCGCCGCGCACCGCUGAGUGACAGUGGAGAGGGGGCUGAGGCACGAAGCGCCUACGAUACCCGGACGUGGACUGUCGUUACAGGCGCGGAGCCGAACGCGGUGCUGCCCGUCACGGACUCUGUUGCACACACAAAUUAUCCUCGCUGGCGGCACACGUUUCGUUGCGGCCUCGCAUUGUUGUCGAGUCUUCACCUUCGCGUGUUUGACCUUUGCCAGUACCGUCUUGGCGGCGACGGCAGGGAGGCAACGCCGCAGGACGCAGAGAGGGGCUCUGCGCGGGGACGGCUCGGCGGGGUGUCUGAGGGACGGGCGAUGCUGCUCGGCACCACAACCGUGUCGAGUUGGCUGCUGCGAAGGCUGCUGUGUCGGUCAUCUGGCGAGGGGUGUGCCUGGCUACCGUUACUGUGGACCCCCGGGGCGGCUGCCAGGCCAGUGACAGCCUCCGCCACGGCCAAUGGCAAAGCUAGCUUUCAGAAGCACUUCUUCCCUGCUGUGUGCAACGGCUUUGUGCUGGUCGAGUGGCGCCGCGUGCCUCAAGCCACCGCUGUGGCGCGGUUACCUUGCUCUGGAGAAGCGAGCUCAUGGUGUGCCUCGGUCACACGUCGCUUGCUCAGCAGCAAAGGUCGCCACACGACGGCGUCGGCAGCGCGCACAAGGUCAUUCCUUGGCACACUCAGGAAGUUGCACGACUAUCCGCAGCUCUGGUAUCAUCCAAUGCCCUCACCUGGGACUGAACCGAACAGCGUGACAGCGGUGCCCACGGCUUACUCGCGCCAACUGGGGUGGAUAACCCCUGAGGUUGUGCCGUGGCUGCGGGUUCACGAGGUACGACUGCAGUGGCCCUGGCUGCAGCAUCUCCUCUGCAUGCAUGGUGGACAGGCGCAGCUUUCGCUGCGUUACCCUACCGCACAAGGUGAGAUGCGCCUACUUGCGCAGUGCUUGUUGGUCCCGUUGCGCGAGUUGGUAGGGCCGUCGACGAGCACUGUUUGCGGAGGACGGCCAUCACGCGUGCACUCACGCCAGACGCGCGACGCGACUGCGCUCUACGGCUUGGUGCUCUCCGGUGCACCAUCGGAUGACGCUGCUCCGCCACCAAGCGCGGCGGCUCCAGCAGAGGCGACGCUGUGCCUCCCGGCGAGCCCGCUCAUCGAGGUGCAGGUAUGGUGGUACCCCCGCAGCGGUACUGGCAGCGCAGCGGGCGGCGGCUUGGUUGCGCCGUUUCGUUUCAUCGGUCGAGGCGAGUGGCGCUUCCCUGUGCACGAGGAGGCUGCUGGGAUGCGAGGGUUGGUUGCAGGGACAGGCCAGGGCGGGUUUGAGGAGGCGCUGAAUGCUCAUCUCACCACGGCAGGUGAGGCAGGGCUUGCAUGCCUGAGCGACGGCGAAGAGGAGGGCGGGGCGGCGAUGGGGCUGGCGCCGCUGCCGACGGCUCUCCGCAGCUUCUUCACCCCACAUGAGGCGGACUUACGCGUGGCGCCGGUGCACAGCACUGGUCUGCCGCAGCAUUUGGAGGGAGGCGUGCUGACGUGGCGUCUUAUGUCUGUUCCUCGGCUGUUGUGCGAUGACUGGGGUAAGGUGCCCCCCGCGAUGCCACGGCCGCUGCCCGGGUCGUCGUCCUGCGUUGAGGGGCCGUGCGGAGACGUCCGUCGUCCGUUGCGACCGUCCCCUGCUGCGGUGCCGGCCUCUACUUGGGUGUGGCCAGAUGUUGGCACGCCAGCAGUAGUGCAUGUCGAGGUGUGCGACAUGAUUUGCUUCGACCACACAGAUGGACCGUGCAUCGACGCCGUGCACGCCACCGCAACUGUGCAGAUUGCAGUGAGCGGCACCACGUGCGUCGGCUCCCCGACAGAGACCCCGUCCGACGAGUCAGCGGCAAUCACUGCGGCGAGGUGCUGGAUGUGCCCUGGAGACGCCCCACCACCCGACGCCUCUCGUGUGGCGUACGCCUUGUCUCCGGUACACAAUAGGGCCGCGAAUGCGGCGGGCACCUGGAACGACAUGGGUGGUUACCAGCAGCAGUAUCAGCUGCCAACCUCGCAGGCUUCGUGGGCGGUGAAGACGCCGCUGCAGCCGCCACAAGCGACCGCCGCAGCAGGGGGUGGCGAGAAGGGUGCAGCGCGCAGGGCCGUGCCGGGCGUUGGAGCAUCUGGCCAUCCGACAGUGGAGGUGCAGUGGCCACCACGUCGAUUUGGCUGGGUCGACGACGCACCGCCAUCCCUCUCUGUGUGGGUGAUGACACCUCCGUCGUUGUCCAGGGGCGCGGGCGCAGCGGGCGACACAGCCGCAGCGGCGACGGAGGUGAAGGAGCGCGUGUGGGGAGCCGUUCGAUUGCCGGGGCUGGACGCCUUUACGAGUACCUCGGGAGUGCUGUGGCUGCCACUCUUCCAAAGUUACACCGCGUCUCCUCUGGCCGCUGAGGUGCCGCGCUGUACUGCUACUGAAGACAUGGCUCUGAGCAGCAUUAGCAGUGGCAGUGGCACCGGUGAACAUUGCGGUGCACUCUCGCUGUCACCCCCGCCCUCAACAGUGGAGUGGGUACACGGCGGCAUUGCCGCGACAGCUCCGCCGCAAUCAACUCGGCUUCCUGGCGAUGCGCUGGACUCGUUGGUGAUGAUGGCCGCGCCGCGCGCAGCGAUCGUGGUGAAGCACGUCGGCUUCGUUGCGGUCCGGUACGCACACAAUAUGCAGAGGCGCGCGGCUGACGCCGCCACGACUCGCGGGACGGAACCCAGUGCUGCUGGGCCGCGUGCCCUGCUGGUGCGCGUCGGGUCAUUACAUCGACGCUUUCCUGUGCGUGCUGCUGCUCGUCAUACCCUCUCUCCCCUCUCAUCCCCUCCGCCGUCCGUGUCAUGCACACCGGUGUCGGAGGCGCCGCUCACGCCGCCGUCUGACGCCGCGUCCACACAUCGCAGCUCAGCAUGGACAGCUCUUGCAGCUGUCGACAACGCUGCGGACACUGCUGCGGCGACAGGCGUUCUCUUGGACAACGCCAGCGGUGAUGCGGAUGUGCUUCUGGGCUUCGAGGCCCAUCAGCUAUGGGUGCGCGCGCCUGACGCUGACAUUGGCCGGGAUGAUUCGCGUGAGGCAAGUGGCUCGAGCCGCGUCGCCGUGUUUCCUCUUCCACGGCGCGACACCGGCGAUGGCGGCUCACUUCAACUGCGUGUGCAGGCGCGCGUGGCCGCUUCAGGAGUAAUGGCCACCAGCACCAUGUACUUCGACCCUGGCGGCGAUGAAGCGACGCCAGAGGGUGCCCAGUGGGUGCCGCUCGUGGUGCGCCGCCGUCUUCACGAUGAACACGGUGUUGGCUACGACGGCGAAGGCGAGAGUGUGGUGGCUGAGCUUCUCGUUCAAUGGCGGGUUGUGGACUUGUCUGUUGUCACUGCCCCUCCGCGCUCGACCUUCUCACCGAUGUCACUGCAGCGUCUUGUGCGAGAGUUCUGCGGCGGCGGCGAUGCCUCCUGCACUUACACAGUUCUCCCAGCACUGUCUGCAGCAACGCAAAUACACCGGAAUUCGUUAAGGCAAAGUUGCGCUGGCGCUCAGCAGCAUGCAGGCUUCUUGAGGCUACCCGGUAGUGAACGAAGGGUGCAGGACACGGUCACCGCCGAGCAGGCGUCACGAGUGCUCUCCCGUGUGCUGUGCACAACCCAGCCCCGGCACCGCCGGUGCGUCUAUUGGACGUUGGACCAGCUGUUCGUGCAGUGCAGCGCGCGUCAGCGGCGAAUGUGGGCGGCACUGCAACGAGGAACGACUGCAUCUCCGCAGGAGGUGUUGGUGGACGGCGAGAACGAUGACGCCGCCUCGGCGCCGAUUCGAUUUCGGUUGGAGGUGCAGCUACGGUGGCCUGCCGAGUGGAGCGCGGCGUGGCGCGGCAUCGCAUCCUCGUCGCCGCGGCGCGUGCCACUGGAAGCCGAGAUGGGCGCGGCUGCGAGCUUGUCUCCUGCAGCAGCCGCUUCCGCAACGCCAACAGCGGGCACGGUCCCCCUCAACGUGUGGAUCGACAGUGGAGAGGGCGUCUUCGCGGAGAGCAGUUCUCCCGCUGCUCCCGGUGCUGCUGGUGCGGAUGGGGCCGCGGCAUAUGCGUCGGAGGAGCGCCUCCUAUCUUGUGCGGCUCUGCCCCCGCUGUGCUUGGUAUUGCCGUCUGCGCAGGACAUCGACCGCGUACUCGGGGACCUGGGGCUUGCGGCGCGCUUCAGCCUGACGUUCGCUCUCUUUCUUGUUCCGCAGUGGCGGGGUGACAAGGACUCCCCCGAGAAGAGGACGUCUGACGUGUGUGUCGGCACUGGCCGAACGCCCAUGGCGGCUUCUCCAUCGGUGCAGUUUGGCCUCACGUCGCUCCUACCAUCUGUUAGCCGCAGGAGUGGCGGUGGGCCACCGUGUGCGGACGCCGCUGGCGCGGAUGCAAAGGGCGGCGUAGAAACGGUGCCACCGUUACUCCGCUGGCGCGCACGCGUGACGGAGUCUCUGCCAGUGUCCCCACCAGCGUCGUCAGUAUUGUGCACCUCACCGAAGGUGCGGGACCUUACAGUCGACAGCGGCAAGGCGAUGGGAGACGACGUGGCACGAUGCGGCGAGCAGAUGCCGUCAUGGUCGUUCUCCUCUUCACUGGUCAGCUCUUCCGCGGCAAAGGAGGAGGUCAUCGAGGGUGACGGACGUACCCAAACCACGGGGGCCGCUGCUGCACCCCUGCUGCCGCGCACGCCAGCGCUGGCGCACGUCGCUGUCACGCGUAUCGAGCUAUGUGGGGUCGACGUCAGCCUUGCUCGUGGGGCGGUGCAGCGCCAUCUUCGCGCGCUUCCUCCCGCGACGGUGACGGUGAUGACGGCGGACGUCACAGACGCUGCAGCCGCACCCACAGAUCGGAGAGGUGGCGCGGGCACCGAAGCGUCGGCCGUGCACCAGCUACUGCCAUGUCUGCUGCCCCUCAGACCCACUGCCGCGUCUCCACCGAUUCACGCCAGCUCAACGCCCCCGUUGCCCAUGGCACGCCUGGACGAAACGCAACCAUUCCCGCCGCCGCUGGAGCGGUACAUGUGGAGCGUUGAUGUGUGCAUUGCCGCACCUGUAUCGCAGCUCGUCUUCUACGUCAGCGUGCCCGUCGCUGCAUUGCGCUCGACGCGCGUGGAAGAGGCAUGGCUGCAGCCGAGGAGCCCCUCGAGUGAAGCUGAGCAGCAGGACGCAGACUCACAAAGCGUGGACGCGCGCUGGCGAUUGUGGCACGGGGAUCAGGUGAACGUGGUGGGCAAGGCAGCGUACGCAUUGAACCUGUUGGAUCAAGUGAAAGGCGCGCGACGAACUUGUGAUGACAGUCGCCUCAUCUCAGCAGCGCAGACGGCGAAUUGCACGCGUGAUGUUGUGCUGGAGGUGGAGAGCCUCGUGCACGGCCGCUGGCUCGGCCGCCUCUGGCUCCAGGUGGACAUCACCGCUGCCGACCUGCUGAUGCGCGAUGCAGCCUCGGUCUUCUUCACCUCGCGCAUGACCCUCAGUGUUCAGCGCUGCAGCGGUUUCGCCGUUGGGGAUGUGCCGCUAACCUACCGCGCGGAAGAGACGUACGUGCGGCUGCGUGAACGGGCAGCACUGCUGUGCGAGAGGCGUGGCAGGCUGCCACGGAGACUGCGCCAACAACUAAAGGAAAUACGCCAGAUUCGACAUCAGCUGCGGCAGGGGCAAAGUCAGCAGCGUGACGGCGUGCUCGCCAAUCAUGUGACUCCUUCCACAGCGGGGGUGGUGCGGCUGACGUCUGCGUGGGGCGAGCCAGGCGCUGGACCUUCGUCGACACACACAUCCAACCCUUUCGCGCUUCCCACAGCGGCGGAGCUCGUGCGCCAAAGGUCCAGGGCAACAACAUCGUCAUCUUCGACAUGUGCGCCACUGCUGUGCGUGUCGCGUGAUACGAACACCGCACAUAUCACAAACAGCGCGACGGCAACCGUGCACCUGGAGCUGUGUCAGGCGUCCAACGGCGUUACCGUAGCUGCUGGUCAGGUGGUGCUACCCCUGCGCUCCGCACGCACGCUGUGGCAUGAUGGCGCGUGGCACCCGCCCGUGUCGACGGUCACUUCGCCGCUGUUGAUGCGUGUUGAUCUUCAGCCUUGCACGGUAAGUGAGAUGCCCACUCCGCACAUCCGCCCGGUGACCCCGUCCGGGGGUGAGGCAGACGUAACGGCGACGUGGGUGGCGCACCCCGCGCGCGGCGACACAUGGCUUACCUGCAUCUGUUUGAAACUGACGGCAGGCGGCGACGGUGCUGCGACGCCGCCUCGGCAGCUGUUUCUGCGCUGGGUCUACUGCUUCGAGGCCACAGCGUACCCGGAGACGGAGCACGCGGUCGACAUGCCUCUGCGCUUGAGGUCGUCCUCGACCGCCAAUGGCCAUGGCGGAAAAAGCGCGCAGACGCCGCAUGCAUGUCACCGCCUAGGGUACAGCGCGCCGGUGUACUGGUCGGGAGCAGCCAUGCAGCUGCCGCGAAUCGGCCCGGUGGGGGCGACAAUCAGGCGUGUCGAGCUUCUGGAGGUGACCCCGUUGUCCUGCGCUCAUCUCCUUGUUGGCGGAGAGGCUUGGGGGGUGGCACAGCCGUCGCCGCUCCGAUCGAAGUUGCCGACGCGAGAUGCCUGCAUGACGACGCGGCUCGCCGUGCAUGUGUGGACAGUUGCGGAUGAGCUGUGCUUUGAGACGGGGCAUCGCCAGGCGCAGGACUCGGGCGAAGAUGCACUUAUGUGGCUGACCUGCGGGGGUGCCUCUGCCGGCGGCAGCGGUCGCUGCAGCCCUGGCUACGAGGUGCUUCUGGGCCUCUAUACGAGUAGCUCUCUAGCGAGGUGUGCUGCGCAGCUUCUGCAGCAGCGGAGGUUGCAAGCGACGGGCGCGGGGAUGCCCAUUGCACCACUCGCACUCGCGAAGCAGCCGCCGCGGUUGCCCCCGCAUGCUGGCGUCAACGCACCGGUGGCGUGCAAUGCCUCAGGUCCUCUCAAGGUUGACGGGUCGUCAUCGUCGCCGCCAACGCCUCAUGUGCGUUCUCAUGCCUCGACGAGCUCAGCCAAAGGCGUCGUCGUCCCUGGUGCGGUCGGAAGUGGUGGCGGCGUUGCGAUGAGGGCCCUGACCUUCCGGUGCGGCGGCGCCGCACUCGCUACACUAGAGUUGGGGCAAGUAGACACGAUCUCAUGCUGCGUUGUCGCCGCACGAGGUCGACGCGACCGCGGCGCUGCUCUCCGUGUUCACCAACUACCAGGGCCCGAGAACAGCAGCGGAGCCGUCGACCGCCCUGAGGCGUCCAUUGUAGUUCUGGAUGCCGGCAGGGCGACAUCGCUGCUGCAGGAGCGGUGCUCUACCGAGGACCUACCACAGGCCGCCCCAGGCUCUUCUCCCCUCGCCUCUGCGCAACUCACCGCCACGUGGUUGCCAACACUGGAGUUGUCACGCUCGACAAUGGUAGCGCCGUGUGCGACUGCAGCGCCACCAGGGGCAGAUGCCCACCACAGUGCGCAGAAGGCGCGCUUGCAGGAGGUACGAGGCGCAUUGCUGCGCGUGGUGCUGCCCCUGGCGCAGCCUGAUCCAGUGGUCGCGGCAGCCGGCGACGGCAAGGCUGAUGACGAUGCCGGCAGUGGCAGCGACGACGGGGUGGCGGCCAUAAAAGAGGAGGAGUUCCGCAUCGAGGUGUCUGUGCGAGGUCGCCGUUGCGGUGCCGGCGUCGAUGAGACGGCGACCACGGCGUACUACGUCUCCGACCCCUUGUGCGCAUCCGACAUCUUUCGUAGUGCUCGAAGCUAUGGCGAGCGGAGCGGCAUCGGCAGCAGCGCAGACACGACGGCGGCCGCGGCUGGCGGUGAGUCUCCGCUUAGCAUGUCCCCCUCGCAGUGGCUGUCAACGUUGGUGAUGCGCCUUGUCCAGGCGCCGGCGUCUGCUGGGACGACGGGCUCAGCCACCUGUGAGAGGAGUGAGAAGGGGCGGGAGGCUGGGCCGCUGUCGCCUCGGAUGGCCCCGACAGCAACGAUGGAGGUGACGUGGUCGUUGGACGUGCUCGGUGUGCUGCGAACCAGUGCCUGUGCUGCCGGUGUGGUGCUGGCCUCCGCGAAGUGCGCUCGCCGCCGCGCCGACCGCGACGCUGGAGACGGGGCCCAUCGCGCAAAAGCCGUCUUCGGCUCGCUUGCACGCAUGGCCGAUCACACAGACGAGGACGACGACGCGAGCGGUGGUGGGAUGGGGAUGCGGCAGCUGGAGGCGUACGCGACAUGGACCGAUUUUUUUGCGGCCCAGGACGGCGUGGAGAAGAUGCGGGCGGCGCAGGCGGAGCUGCGGCACUGGCGUUGCACUAUUGUUGGGGUUGAGGUGGCGGGGGUCGAGUUGCCGUCGUGGUGCUCCACCGGAGUCGAAACGGACGCUGACACGGAGGACGAGGUGUACGAUAUUGCCCAGUGCACGUCCCUCCUCGCCCAGCUUGUGCUACCCAUGGGAGCGCCAAGCAGCGCGGCUGGCGCGCAUGCGGAGGGGCAACCGACGCAGGACAGCGAUGGCACGGGGCAUCAUUAUCGACGUCGUGUGCGCAGCAAGGGUGGACUCGUGAUGGGUGUUGCCCGCGCCACUGUGACUCGCAUGGAUCGCGGUGCGCGUCUGGACACGGAGACCGCACCGACCUCUUGCUACCCUGCCACAGUGAAGGGUGGCGCAUGCAGCGCACGAUCUGUUGCCCCCGUCAGCAGCAGGUCUGGGCCACGGCGUCAUCGGUACACCGGCACCUUCACCCCGCUGUCGUGGAGUAUGGCUGUGUCUGACAUGAUUGGCCAGGCCGCCGCCGCCGCCGCAGUGCACAGAGAAGGGAAAGGAGCAGCGCCGACAGUCGGCGGAGCCCCCGCUGCGGGGCUCACUGUGUGGCAGCUCCUUGGUCGUGCGCCUGCUUCCUCGUUCUCGGCCAGGAACAGCAUCGACAACAACCACAGCACCGCGGAGAACACAACCCAGCUGGUCUACAACCUUGGUACCACGCAGCUCGCCGGCCUCCUCCACGAAUGCGCCUUGUACCUCGUCCAGGUACUGGGGCGCUGGCUUAGCGAUGUGUACACAACGGAGGAACGGGACGCACUGCUGGGGGCGGCUGCUCUGUACCCCACGCAGUGGAUGCCGCUGGCGCCUGUCACGCCAAUCAUGGGUGGCACCCACGGUGACGCUCGCGUGCGCUUCAAGUGCGCCUACAGCUACCACGGGCCUGCACUGCUAUUGCCGAGGAGCCUUUCGAUGGUGGCGCCGUCGUGCAUCACAGCACCACGUGUUCUCGCCGACGCCGUCUGCUGCGCACAGCUCGAUCACGUGCAGCUCGCCUACACGAGCUUGGACGGAACGGAGGCGACUGCGACCAUGACGGGGCCACACUGUCGAAAUAGCGCGAGUGCCGCAGCGGCGUGGUUGAGUCGCUUGUCGCUGGUGAUGCGUGUUCGUGUCACCACGGAGAGAGCCGUGGACGGUGCUGUGAUCCAUUCUCGCAACGUAGCGCAGUGGCACACGCGUCUGGCAUCGGCGCCGUGCGGCGGCGCGCCGCUAAUCGCCGAAGCGGCAUGGGUGGGCGGCACGGUUGCUCCUUUUGCACCGACAGCCUCCUCCUCCUCCUCCUCCUCCUCCGCAGCUCCGCAGCCCACGCCAGCACCGACAGCACCAGUGGCGGCCCCUGUGCCGGUGACCGUUUUGCCAUCCGCGGGCAGGGCAGCGGAGUCGCCUCAGGAUAGAGGCGACGAGGCCCGCCAGCGCAUCGCCACCGCUGCCUCAGCCGCCCCGCCGUCGGUAACGGAGGUCGUUCCUCUGCUGCCGACGUCAUCCUUUUUCUGUUGGCACCCACCAAGCCUGGAGGAGGCGAUGGAGGGCUACAGUGUGGCACAGACGUCCGCCGCAGCGCCUGCUGCCCAUGCCACGGAGACGACGACGACUACCUUGGUAGAGAUAGUUUUGGUGUUGGCAGACGAGAAGACGGAGGAGGGCGACGACGCUGUUGCAAACUCCCAGGGGCGACUGCCCGGGAGUGGCGGCGGUGUCGUCGCGGGUACCGUGGUCGGACGUGGACAGCUUCGCCUUGGCUCCUCGAGCUCGAAGGAAGUGGUGUGGGACGCUGCAGAGGGCCGAGUGGAGAGUGGGUGGCGGCUUUACGCGCCUCUCUCGGUGCGGCUGCCUGUGUCCGCUGAGGCUGCGCUGCCUCGCAGUGGAUGUGACGCGCCCACCCGGGCUGUCGCCGCAGGAGAAGGGGUGCAGGGUGAGCCACAUCCCCUUUUGGCGUUUUCGUUUGAUCUGCUGAUCUUUACGGCGCCGAGCAUGGCUCAGGUAGCCGCAUUGCAGGCUUCCCGGGCCGCGCAAGCCGAGCAGCGCCGUCGCAGCUUGUCUGUCCUCCAGCGCACGGAGGAGGUGCUUGCCACAUUGGCAACAGCCGAUUAUCUUCUUCAUGAACAGGGAAAUGAGCUCAACAAGGGCGCUUGCAGCAUCGCUGCAGGAGAGCCACGCAUGACGCUGCGCCAGUUUUCGCAGAUGUGGGUGUCUCGGAAGCCGUAUCAGCUUCUGCGCGUUCCGCCCAUAGUGAUCCGCGUGGACACGUUUGCCGUGCUGGAUGGCGUUCCUUCGUCAUCAGCAAGGCGCGUUGCCGCAUUGUCCGGCGGCGGCAACAACAAGGGCGGUCCCACACGCCUUUCUCAGACGCUGUGGACGACGCUGCGAAGGCGAGUGGUGCGGCGAGCGAGUACUCACGACGUCACGGAUGCCGUGCCGUGCCCCAGUCAACGUUGCAGCGGGGGUGGGUUCAGCAGCGGCACGAGCGACGCUGCCGUGUCUGUCGAAGUGCAGGUGUGGCUUGUCGACGAACAGACCGGUGAAGUUCGAGUUCCCGUGUGGACACUUCUCUCCAACGGACCACCGCUGCGCAGCAGCGGUGGUGGCGCCACAUGUAACCUCUCGCACAUACCCUCGUUGGCGUCACACCUUCACGCCGGCCGCGCCAUCUUGCAGAAUGUUCAGCGCCUCCGACUGGACUGGUGCUCUGAGGACGAGGGAGCUCGCUCGCAGAGCAUGAGCCUUCUCGCGUCGUUGGCGGGUCUUUUAGGUAGCGCAUCUGUGUCUUACAUGGCCACAAACGGAUCGGCGUGCACGUGGGUUAGCGGUGGCCUGCGCCGUCGCUGCGCACAACACACUCGCCACGGCACCUGCCACGCCUCGAAAGUGCAGGGCAGUGCAGGUGGAGGAAACUCUGACCGCGGAGCUGUUGAGCCAGCCCCACCACUCUUGCGAUCCGCCGCUCAUCACACGAGUCCGGGCCGCCGGUGCCGCCAGCCCCUUGUGCCGCCGCGCGCCGCGGGGGUGGCCGCACAACCCUCACCACCUCCACCCCCACCGGGACUCGACUCGUGCACAGCCUCUUGCCAGCUCGAUUACGCCCUCUACGGGUCUCACUUCCUGAGUUGCGCAGCGGCUGCGCAGGAUGGGCAGGGGACAAGGCCGGGGUGGCGCUGCGAGGCGCAUGCCUCCGUCACCGGGCCGUUCUCCGCUGCCUCUCCCAGUAUGAACGCUGGCUCACGGCUGUUUCACAGCGCGACGCUGGUGGGGAGACGGAUUUGGCUGCUUGGCGGCUGGAUGUCUCCACCAGGGGCGACGACACUGCCCUCGACGCUCGCAGCGCUAGUGGGCACAGCGCGGCUUGUGGAGCGCCGACGGCGCGAAGUGCGUCAAGCCGUCACCCACGGCAGCGACAACGAUGCCACGGGCGACCGCCUCUCUCCCGCACCUCUGAUGGAGUGCUCAUCCCGUCGCGCGAGCACCUCGGCACCCAGCGCGCGGUGCAAAGCAGGCGACGCACCGUCCUCGGCCUCCCUGCGCUGGUGUGAGGUGGUGCAGUCCGUUCAGUGCCUGAACGACGGCUUUCCAGCGCCGCCGGUCGAUACACCCUCGCCAUCUUCGCAGGCGGAAGACUCCAGGGACGCGGCAGGUGCGACAAGGCGCCGGCUUGCGGCGCCGCCCCGACUGGCCUGCCACGUGGCGGUGACCUGCGGAGAUCGAUAUGUGGCUGUGUUUGGAGGGUUAAUGGCACCUACCGGGACAGACGACGACGAGCCUGUCGCGACGUCGGCUGUGCACGUCUACGACACUGUGCAGGGGACAUGGUCUGCGCAGUACGAGCCCAACACGGGCGACGUGCAAGGCGAGUGGCCCGUGGCGCGCUACGGCCAUUGCGUGGCCCCGGUUCCCGGCACCGGCGGCGCGCGGCAGCCCCGCAGCUACUUCGUCUUUGGAGGGGCGACCACAACACCGUCUUGUCGCACCGUCCUGGUGCCGCCAGCGCAGCUUCUGUGGAUGUGGACGCCCAUGCAGGGUGUCCGCCUCCAACACGGCAGCAGCGGCGCCGUCGAGGAUGUGUCGAUGCACAGCGCAUGGCGGCGAGUGCAGCUGCCCGUGGAGCUCAUCACCCCGCUUGCCGGCCGCUUCUUGUCGCAGCUGCACGCCUACUCCGCAGUGGAGGUGGCUGCCGCCGUAUGCGGCGAUGAAGAGCCCCUCGAUGAUGGGGCGGCAGUGCCGCCUGAGCCCGGAUUUGCGUCCAUAAUACUUUGCGUCGCAGGUGGCAUGACUGCGCCGGCGCUGCACAAGGUGCCGGCGACAUCGCACGAUCAGUGGCCUUUCGCCACGGAGGCUUCCGCAGCAGACGCGUACCGCGCCUUCUGCGAGCGCGUCGAACCGUGGUUCGCGCACCCGGCGUCUGACGUGGCGUCUGUGUUGGUGGCGUGCGUCUGUGAGCGCCAGCAGCAGCUGCCGUCUCUGCCCGCAUACUCUGCACCUCCUUCACAGGUACGUACGCGCACACAUUGA
This is a messenger RNA of Leishmania mexicana MHOM/GT/2001/U1103, 19629 nucleotides long. RefSeq lists its product as hypothetical. The coding region runs from base 1 to 19629 and encodes 6542 amino acids. The transcript has a single exon. Gene Ontology annotation, molecular function: protein binding. Lineage: Eukaryota; Euglenozoa; Kinetoplastea; Trypanosomatida; Trypanosomatidae. The record is from RefSeq and is a predicted model, not a curated record.